Messenger RNA from Metarhizium robertsii ARSEF 23, 1701 nucleotides. RefSeq names its product DUF221 domain protein. Gene Ontology annotation, biological process: nucleolar large rRNA transcription by RNA polymerase I. Lineage: Eukaryota; Fungi; Ascomycota; Sordariomycetes; Hypocreales; Clavicipitaceae. Gene Ontology annotation, cellular component: RNA polymerase I core factor complex. The transcript is spliced from 2 exons. Gene Ontology annotation, molecular function: TBP-class protein binding; RNA polymerase I core promoter sequence-specific DNA binding. The record is from RefSeq and is a predicted model, not a curated record. Bases 1 to 1701 code for a protein of 566 amino acids.
AUGCAAACGGACGCACCAUAUCAAUUACCCUCGCCACGUGAGACGGCCAAGCGGAAACGGAGAUAUUCUUACAGCGACAGGGCACAGGGUAGCUCAUUGUCAACGAACUUGCCAAACUCCAUCAACCCUUUCAGCCGUUCGCCCAGCGAGAGGCGUCAGCUAUCUCUAGCUGGUCUCAAAGACACCGAUGAGGAUCCAACACGAGGGAUUGAAUGCUUUCCCCACCGCGGGAUCGAUCGUAAGGCACCUGAAGUGACCGUGUCAGAGGAAGAGGAUGACGCGGACGAGUUGGAUGCAUCCGAAACGUCACAGGCAACAGCAGAAGAGCCUGAAAGGAUGGUCAGAAGUGGAAAGGAUAAACGAAACCAGAGGCGGCCGAGUUUGGCACAUCCAUUCAGUCGGUUAGAUACUCUGCUACGAUCUAUCCACCAACUUCUUGACCAGGCAGAGAUAACAAAAGCAGCAAGAUUAUUUGGCAUUGUGCUGCAACUUCGGCCUGGCAGCAGACCCAUUGAUGUUCGUCAACAUAAUAUCUGGGCAAUUGGUGCUGAAAUAAUUAUAAGAGGAGGCGAGGAUGUUACCUUGCUGCACCGAGGUUUACAACAUGUUGACAUUGAAAGCCAUGAGUAUACCGACGGCAUGCUCUCCGGAUCAAAAAGUUACACACGCAUUCGCAUUCCAAGGAGACGGCACCCUUCAGAAAAUCUCAAAAAGCUGAAGGCUUACCUUGGGGCGCUCAUUCAGAAAUAUCCAUAUGAUCACAAGUUUCCUAAAAAAACCUCAGCACUACAUUUUCAGCUUGCAAUGCUGACAUGUGAAGUAUAUAGCUGCCAUGCCAUGUAUGCCUCAGCAGAUUCACCCACCACUGCUCUGCAAUUGGACCUGGAAGAGGUACCCCCGCAGAUAUCAGAUAGGUACUCGGAGGAUGUCUACCAAAAUGACCAGUCGGAGAUGACCAUGAACGUCAAACAACCUGGUUCGGAAGUAAAUUUCCGAAUUCAGAGGGAACGUAACCAAAUAUACGCGCGUGAGGCUCUGAAGGAUAUUUCUAAGAGGAUGGACUCGCUCAUCAACGAGUUGCCGUACUCCAAAAAUCACCACUUCCUUCAAUUACGGGCAACAGUAUCACUUCUCAUUGCAGAGCUUCUAGCCCUAGACAAUGGCAGUCAGCAAGGCAUCACGAAUGAACCCACAGCAGCCAUAAAGUCGGAGCAAGAAAUUGCCAGUAUCAUGCUGCAAAGAAUUAUCGACAAUGGUGGACAUACUGCCAGACCAUUAAUGGACCUCAUGGCUGCAGCUGGCCGUCAAUCUGUACUUCGGCUACAGGGCGCUCCUUUAGCCCAUCUUUGCAAGAUCAACAUGGUGUUCGAGCUUCCGACUACUACACACCAUUCUCCCCCAGGGCUCCAUGCAGCUUGCCUCCCGACGAAGUUCGUGGAGGAAGACUCCGUCUUAUGGGCUCGGAGCGGCUCAUGGGGAUCCUCAGUGCUAUAUCUAGAUGCCCAUGAUUCUAGAGUCUCUGGGCUGUAUUCACUGGCUUCCGUUUGCCCCGUUUGCCCCGAUGCCAGUGAGUCCCUAUCACUACCAACUCCCUUGAAUCUGCCCAUAGCGUCCGCUCUUUGCCGAGGGGUGAACGGUUUGAGCCAGCUCGGAGUAACUGCCGCCUUCGACUUGCCUUGCAAGCCUGCCAUGACCUCGUGA